GAAAAAAAUGCGCAACCGAGCGCAUCAACUCGACGCCGCGCGCUCUGCCCGUUGCGGAUAUACACGUGCUCCGAGAGAGCGGCACGAGGAGAGGGAGAGAAGAGGGGGCGACGAGAGUUCCAGGUGGCGCGAGACGGAGACUGCUUCGCAAUUGGUCGCUACCAUCUCGGCUGACAACGAGAGCAACUAUACACUAGCUCACGCUUUUGCAUGCACGCUCGGGACGCGGUGUAUAACGGACUCGUUGUAUAUUCUCGUUUUCUUCGACAGUGCAAUUUUCGAUCUCGCGAGUGCCUGUGUACUAGUGUGUAUCUGUGUCCAACUGCUCCGGAGAGAAUAAACAAACAAACGAACAAGCCGCCGGCUUUUCCUCUUUCUCAGCCUUGAUACACGCCGUCUGUCUGUGUGUGUGUGUGUGUGUGAAUCUAGAAAGAGUCGAGGCACGAUGGCGCCGAACAUAACGAGUGUACCGACGGGUGUCCUCUUCGAGGACGAAAUGGUGGAGAAUCUUCACACGUCCCAGCACCCCUCCAAGGAGCAGCAGAAGAACGACAAGGAGUACAAGCUCCAGAUAGUCUGGAGGAACGUCACGAUCUUCGUCUUUCUCCACAUAGGCGCGCUCUACGGAGUCUACCUCGCUAUCACGUCGGCCAAGAUAGUCACGACCGUAUUCGCCUUCCUCCUCUAUCAGCUCAGCGGCUUCGGAAUUACCGCGGGCGCGCAUAGACUCUGGGCGCACAGGUCGUACAAGGCGACCUGGCAACUACGACUAUUGCUCUGCAUCUUCAAUACGCUCGCUUUCCAGGAUUCGGCGAUUGAUUGGGCUAGAGAUCACAGGAUGCACCACAAGUACAGCGAGACCGAUGCCGAUCCGCACAACGCUACCCGAGGAUUCUUCUUCGCGCACGUCGGCUGGCUUCUCUGCCGCAAGCACCCCGAGAUCAAGAGGAAGGGACCUACCCUCGAUCUUUCUGAUCUCAAGAGCGAUCCGAUUCUCGCAUUCCAGAAGAAGUACUACUUGUAUCUGAUGCCGUUGGUCUGCUUCGUCAUCCCGACUGUCAUCCCCGUCUAUUUCUGGAACGAGACCUGGACCAACGCCUACUUCAUCCCAACGAUCCUGCGCUACGCCUUCACCCUUAACAUGACCUGGUUGGUCAAUUCCGCCGCCCACAUGUUUGGAACUAAACCGUACGACAAGAGCAUCAACCCGGUACAGAACAAGGGUGUCGCCAUAAUGGCCCUCGGCGAAGGAUGGCACAACUACCACCACGUCUUCCCCUGGGACUACAAGACCGCCGAGCUCGGCAACUACACCUACAACUUCACCACAGCUUUUAUCGACUUCUUCUCGCGCAUCGGCUGGGCCUACGACCUCAAGACCGUCUCGAUGGACGUGGUCCAGAAGCGAGUCCAGCGAACCGGUGACGGAACUCACGAACUCUGGGGUUGGGGCGACAAGGACCAGACGCAGGAGGAGCGCGACCAAGCGAUAAUCCUCAAUCACGCGAAAAAACAUUAAGGCCACUGCGCUGUGUUUGUUCAUUUGAUUAGACUUUGAUUUUUCAUAUUUUUUUUCACAAAUUUUUCUCUUCUUUUUGCGUGUCUUAUAACAACGCGGACCUCGAGAGCGAGACUGGAGUCUGAACUGUUAAUACGCUAGUCGGAUUAACAAAAAAAAAAAAAAAAAAAGUAACGUAAGAAACAUCGUUUCAGCAUUCUCUCACAUGCAGCAGUAAACAAAAAAUCAGACUGAUGAGCCUUGCUACACAUAUACGAUAAACCUUUAAUUUUAAAAGAGGGAUCAACUAAACAACACAUCAGAUGGAACUAGAAACAAAAAA
Messenger RNA from Nasonia vitripennis (jewel wasp), 1841 nucleotides. RefSeq names its product acyl-CoA Delta(11) desaturase. Gene Ontology annotation, molecular function: iron ion binding; stearoyl-CoA 9-desaturase activity. Bases 446 to 1519 code for a protein of 357 amino acids. Gene Ontology annotation, biological process: unsaturated fatty acid biosynthetic process. The transcript has 6 exons. NCBI's taxonomy places the organism in Eukaryota, Metazoa, Arthropoda, Insecta, Hymenoptera, Pteromalidae. The record is from RefSeq and is a predicted model, not a curated record. Gene Ontology annotation, cellular component: endoplasmic reticulum membrane.